GUGGUAACAUUUGUAGACACGAUCUUCAGGCUGGCUUCGAGACUCACCGACCUUGCACGUUGAGCUGGUAAGCAAUAAUAUUCAAUUUCACGAAUGACAGGUGCUAUCUGCCACUGUCUGCCCCUGAGAAGUAGGGCUUCAUGCUUAGGCAGGUACUUCUCGCCUUGUGGGAUUCUCAAGCUUAUUUUCGGAAGACGCCGCUUCUGUUUGAAUCGUGUAACUGAGAGCUGGUGAUCAUGGUUGUGACGUCGUGUCCUACGAUCCCACCCUCAUACUCGGCAUUCCAGUCCUUAAUUUGACCUCUACGUCUUUUGAGGCGACUUUCUCCUUAACCUCCAGGUCUCGUCCUCAGCGCUCUUCCGCAUCACUACAUGCGGCAGCAUUCCCUCUCCCGCUCAGCUGUCAUUCUCACGAGAAGCCAUUACGGAGUACCAAGACUCUACACACGAGGUGCUGCAGAUUAUGAUAUGUAAGGCGGGAGCAGUAGACUGCUGCUGGUAGUCAAGUUCACCCCCGUAGAGCCACCCUCUUUCCACCUCUUAAGCGGACCCCCUUUCAAAAGGCCCUGGCUACGUACCUGGCGUACGUUUUGUGCUCGCCCUUCAGACUCGUUCUUCCUCGGGUACUUACGCGCCUCUCUGUACAUUAGACGACGCCCCGGCGACGUCACUUCCACCUAUCAUUCUAAUCAUGGAGAACCCGCAUACCCACCGCUGGUCAGAGCUCGUUCCUCCUAAUUCUGCCCUUACAUUUGCGGCCAUUUGGGACCCAUCCGAAGGGAUGGUGACUUUCUCGGGUGGACAUCUUCUGGAGUCUGACGCCUCCGACACCCUAUGUGACGGGGAGUCGUCGCCCAAGGAAGCCUACGACAGCCAGUCGCAGGUUUUGACUAUCGACAGAUUAGCUUGGGCCUUGGGUGCAGGAGAGAUGCCAGGUCGUCCAGUUGGUAUGAUAGCGCUUGACGAGUACUCCGAAGACUCGGCAUCGGUGUACUCUGGUGAAACACAGCAGGCUACGAAAUUAGGAAAACAACAGCCCCGCAUUUGGGCUGUUGGUCGUCAGUUACUGUCCGCUGCCUUGACGUCGCUCGAUGGUCGGAUUUUCCGUCCGCACAGUCGGAAGGAAGAGGCGCCGUCUACAACGGACGUAAUUCAGGAGGAGGACGAAGGCUUCUUCGAGGACGCAUGUUUCACCGCUACUGCUCGCAGUUUUGGGAGCGUUCCGGUGCUGGUCAACCUCAAUCUUAAAUCCAAGUUUUCCGUCUCUGAAACUUCGACUACGAACUUCGUGCAUGUCUUCCCUCCCUCUGUCGCAGAUUUCUCUGCCUCUCAGACUCUGGCUCCGCCCCAACCCACGCCUCUUCGUGCAUCAUACACGGUUCAUCCCCAGGAAUCCUCACUCGACGUCUGGUCUACACUUCCACAGCAGCACUCUUACGUUUAUCCUUCUCCUCAAGAGUAUUCCUCGUCCUCUUCUUCGUCGGGGACUUACGGUCGCAGACGUCGAAAGCUUCGACGUAAUGUCCCUCUGAGCAUCAUUCCGGCAGACCCACAAGAAGUCCUUUCCAGACAGUUAUACAACUAUGUUGCGCCUCCAACCUCGUAUUCGGAGACACGAGGCUUACGGCGACAACUGUCAUUAGCGAAGAUUCGAGAGUUGGUCGGUCAGCUGACGCUGAGGUGCCACCGGAAUGGUGAUGACGACGAGCCCCCGGAAGUCAAAGAGGACAGAGGAUGGUGCUGGAUUCUGAGAACGGGCAGCGUGCUGGAGUUGUGAGAAAAACGGACGAUUAUGGACAUGGGUUCAUUUGCUCUUCGACCAACUUGCGUUGGCCAUGAGGAAGACGCCACAGUGCGGUAGGAUUGUCGUAACAUUUUCAUUUCGGGGUUGUUGGUUAUUUCAUAUCCGUUUAUUCUAUCAUUUAGUCCUCUCACGACGCGGAUCAGUGCUUGUGUGCGUUUUUGCCCUCCCGGUUUCAUACUUCGACCUUCUUUCCUUGACGAGAAGCCUGAGGCUUCUCUUUUCGUUCUUUGCGAUACCUUCCGAAUUUCUUCUGGGCUCCACGUUUCACUCACACGACCCUCACUGUACUCUCACUACAAUAUAUGACCUCUAUGCCAGUCACGACU
Molecule: messenger RNA, 2129 nt
Organism: Somion occarium
Lineage: Eukaryota; Fungi; Basidiomycota; Agaricomycetes; Polyporales; Cerrenaceae
Source: the annotation of a GenBank genome assembly